This is a messenger RNA of Zootermopsis nevadensis, 1436 nucleotides long. RefSeq lists its product as uncharacterized. The record is from RefSeq and is a predicted model, not a curated record. Lineage: Eukaryota; Metazoa; Arthropoda; Insecta; Blattodea; Termopsidae.
UAAAAUUGCAGUUUUCUUUUGUUGUUGGUUUUUCCUCCGUGUUUAAUGUCGAGUGCGUAAUAGCUGUUGGCACUGUUGUUCCAUCGCUGAACAAAUUCUAGGAAAAUGCCAGAUUCAAGACAACGGGUUUUGAGGCAUUGUACGAUAGUUAUAUGUGAUACUGUGACUCCGCGAUGUUUCACCUCGGAAAACGAAACCUUCUUCCGCUUCGCUGGAGCAAUGACCGGUCAUCAUGUUACACCUGUGCGCAAUGGUGCAGUAAAUUAAACACACGAGGCAUUCUUUAUGGACGCAGAGCAGAUGCACCUUCCUGCUUGUUAUAAAAUAGAUUCGCGUCUCAAGUCUGCUUCAAAAAAGUUUCGUUCGGCGCUGCUGUUGGUCUGUCAUUGAACCCUGGAUGCCUCAAGCUGAGCGGGUCACAGCGUUGGAAGAACCCGUCUGUGAGAACGAGUUACCACAGUUCCUGGGACACUAACGCUGUGCUACUUGAGAUUAAAAGAAGAGAGUAAGAACACGGGGAAAAGUGGAAACGAAAACGUGUGGUGAAUUAUUAGCCCAUCUCACGUUCUUCGACAACUAGACUUCUAGAUGUCAGAGGGCUCAUUGCCGUUAUUUGGCUGAAACGUAGAGAGUGCGCUCAACUGCAGUGAAAUCCGUAACAGGUGUCCUGAGGAUGGAAGCGUGGAGAGGGAGUGUGAUGGCGUGCUUGGCCUUAGCGACCGUCGUGCUGACAGACGCCGAGGACCUAGCAACGUACGACCAGCGACAGACGGGGGAACUCAACGUUCACGUUCACGUCAAGAACGUGAGCGUUGUGGCCUUUUUGGACGGAGCGUACGGGUACGACUACAGUUAUGACUACGAAGAUCCAGAGGAAUUGACGCCAAGUGAACCACAGAAACCGUCAACGGCAACUAACACGUCUCCCACGAGUACGACCGUCUUAUCGGAUCUGACAACCACAAGUGGGCCGGAGGGAAGCGACCAGAAGCCCGUUGGAAGUUCGCGACGCUGCAGGCCUGGGUCCUGGAGGGACAACAACGGACGGUGCAGGAUCAACAAGAAGCCCAACGGCUACGCACUGCAGAACUUACCGUUUCUUAUGCGUCUAUUGGCACGGCCGGGGGCGAGCCUCACAACAAACCAAAAACACUCCCUAACACAAGACAGGCGCACACCGUUUCGAAAGAAAUGAGCAGACAUUACAGGGUAAGCGUAAUGCCUGUAAGCAGUUGCUUCGGGGGAAUAACUGAACAGCGACCUCAACACACGAGGAAUGUUUCCCUGAAAGAAGACUCCAGUUGGGUUGAAGGUGAAGACAUGAUGUCGGAAACGUCAAGUCCCACCCAAAAUGUGUUCUGUCAGACGGAAUCUUCAGAAGGAAAUUUGUUUUUGUUAACUGGUGUUUUUAUAAAUAAAUAAAUUUUCAAUUCUUA